Molecule: messenger RNA, 2587 nt
Organism: Pectinophora gossypiella (pink bollworm)
Lineage: Eukaryota; Metazoa; Arthropoda; Insecta; Lepidoptera; Gelechiidae
Gene: Noc3
Product: nucleolar complex protein 3 homolog
Exons: 13
Coding region: 136-2559 (807 amino acids)
Biological process (GO): DNA replication initiation
Cellular component (GO): nucleolus
Molecular function (GO): chromatin binding
Source: RefSeq, a predicted model, not a curated record
GUCAGUUAAAAAGUAAAAACUCUGAUCAACAAAGGUUGCAAAAAUCCACGUUGAUUUUGUUAUUUCGUUUCUGUAUUUCAUUAAUUUCAGUGUAUCAAUUUUUAUAUUUAUUCAAUAUUAAGUAAAUUCUACAAUAUGGCUAAAAAGGGGAAAGCAAAAAUUAGCAAAGUAAAGCGGAAUAAUCAGACUACGAACAAGAUGAAGAAGCAGGGCAAAUUGAAGUUACAAAGACAUAGAAAUAAGGUACAGAAGCAGAGGCCUCCGCAGACGCCUAAGGUUGAAUAUAGCAGUGAAAGUGACUCGGCGUCUGGUGAUGAGUGGACGGACAUGCUGGACGAUGAUGAGCAAAAGUACAUCAUGUCCCGGCUUGCCAAGCAACCGCAACUGCUGUCCAAUGUGCCCGAGGAAGAGAAGCAAAACAAGUCCAGAAAGCGGAAACGGGAGAAGCAGGAGAAGCCUCCUAAGCCGAUGAUAGGCAGUGACAGUGGGGCAGAGAGUGAGGGGUCAGCCAGCGACAGUGACCUCGAAGAGAAGUAUGAGAAGGAACUGGCUGAGAGGCCGGCGAAGAGGCUGCGGCCACUCCUGCCCAUCAAGACCAAGCAAGGUCUACAGGAAAGAGCUGAGGAAUGUGAAGACUCAGAAUCAGAACAAGAUGACGAUCAGACACAAAGUAAACCUAAGCAGAAGCAAGACGUAGAGAGUGACGAGGAGGGUUCAGAUGACUCCGGGGUGGAGGGUACAGAGGAGGGCGAGGCCGAGGGCGAAGCCUCAGGGGGCGAAGGCUCCGAGGGCGAAAUCACAGCUGUGCAGCUGCUAGCCGCGCGCCGGGACCGCUUGGCGCAUGACAAACUGAGGAUCGGCGCGCUAUGCUCGUCGCUACUUGAAAGUCCGGAGAAAAAGCUAAAGAACCUAUACCCGAUCCUGUAUUUGAUGGAGGAGCGCUUAAAGGACGACACUCUGAACCUGUGCUCGGUUCGCAAACUGGCAACAUUGUCCGCGUGCGAGGUCUUCCGCGACAUCCUGCCAGAGUACUCGAUACGACAUCAGGACUACUCCAAUGUUAAAUUGAAGAAAGACACGUUAGCUCUGUACAAGUACGAGAAAGAGCUGCUUGAGUUCUACAAGCGAUACUUGCAGCGGUUGGAGAAAUCAGCAACCCUCUUGCGACAAAAGAAGGGUGACACCCGGAAACUCGAAGACGCGACGCUAUCCCUCUCCCUCGUGUCUCUGCGGUGCAUGUGCUCCAUGCUAGUGUCGCGACCUCACUUCAACUACGCCACCAACAUAGCACAGAGUGUUGUCCCGUUCCUUGCGUGUCGCGAUCAGCGCGCGCGCGACAUAGUUACCGAAAGUUGCACGCAGGUCUUCGCUGAAGACAAUAAAGGAGAUAUUACUCUCACGAUCGUCCGGCUUAUCAACCAGCUGGUGAAACGGCGAGGGGAGCGGCUCCACCCUUCCGCUCUGGACUGCCUGCUCACCCUCAAGAUACGCGACGUCGACAUGGACGCCGAGACAGACAUCAAGCACAAGAAGCGACAGGAUGAAAAGCACAAGAAACGCAUCGUUAAUUUGUCUAAGAAGGAAAAGAAGCGCGCCAAGAAGCUCAAAGAAGUGGAACGCGAGCUGAUGGAGACGCAAGCCCAGGAGAGCGAGGCGGCGCGGCGCAAGCAGCUGACUGAAGUGACGCGCACCGUCUUCCACAUCUACUUCCGACUGCUGAAGACAGCACCAGGGUCCAAGCUGCUGGCUGCGGCCUUGAACGGACUUGCUAAAUUCACUCACGUCAUCAACCUGGAGUACUACUCGGACCUGGUGGGCAUCCUCCGUCAGCUGUUAGUAAGCGAGAGUGUGGGAGCGAGAGAGAAGCUGCUGGUAGUGAGGACGGUGUUGUCGGUGCUCGCCGGCGCCGGCGACGCUCUCAACGUCGACCCGGCCACUUUCCACGCGCAUCUGUACUGCCACGCGCUUGACGCGCACGCCGGUCGUUCCCACGAGGACGCGAAGAUCAUAAUAGAAGCGGCCGCGCAGAUAUGCGCCCGCGCACGUCGCGUGUCGCCCGCCGUGCUCACCGCCUUCGCCAAGAGAUUGCUCACGCUCGCGACCCAGCUGCACCACAACGGAGCCCUGGCGUGCCUCGCGCUCGUCCACCAACUGGCCCAGCAAAGCAAAGCAGUGACGUCGAUGUUGGAGACGGACGUAGAGACAGCGAGUGGGCGGUUCGACCCCUUCCUGUCAUCCCCAGAACACUGCAAUGCGCACGCGGCGGCGCUGCACGAGCUUGCCGUGUUGACCAGCCACUACCAUCCCACUGUCCGAGAUGCUGCCCGGGCCUUGGUCGAGAACCGAGGACUGCCCGAACUGGCCAAAAUGACGCCAGCGCACGUUUUCUCUCAAUACGACGGGUCCCAGAUGGCAUUCAAACCAGCGAUCCCUCCGCCAAAGAAGGCUUCGCAGCCGGCUAAGGUGAAACCACACCACGCGUGGGCACAGGCCUCCUUGAAAGAGUUUUGCGAUUCCGUAGAAAAUAAUGUCAAUAUGACACUGCUGAGCGAGAGAUGAUGCCAAUAAAUUAAUGUUUAUUUUCUGA